Molecule: messenger RNA, 5397 nt
Organism: Capsella rubella
Lineage: Eukaryota; Viridiplantae; Streptophyta; Magnoliopsida; Brassicales; Brassicaceae
Exons: 15
Coding region: 239-5098 (1619 amino acids)
Biological process (GO): protein deubiquitination
Molecular function (GO): cysteine-type deubiquitinase activity; protein binding
Source: RefSeq, a predicted model, not a curated record
CUCUACACAAGAGCACAACGACGACUCUUUGUUCUACUCUCUCUAUCUUUCUCCCUUCACCUGCUUUCUCCGCCGAUCAUACGCCGUACUUCUCCGCCGUAAUCUCCGAGGCGACGCCAUGUUGACUCUAAUUUAAUUUCUCUUUUGACUAUCUUUACGCAUUUGCUGGGGCGUAUAUAACACACACACACGCGCGUAUACAUGCGGAUAAAAUUAGGGGUUUUGAGCUGAAUCGUGGAUGGGUCAGAAGAAGAAAACCCCCUCGUCUCGCUCCAAAAAAUCGCCGUCGGCGACGGUGACAGUGACAGAGGUGGUGCCGUCUGAGAUAUCCGGUUCUAGCUUUAGUGAGGGUGGUAUUCCCGGACCAGACGCUAAUGUGGAGCCGUUGGAUUCACCUGACAUCAAGCUGGAAUGCGACAAGGCACUCAAGUCAUUUGGGCGGGGGAGCUACAACAAAGCGAUUCGUCUUAUUAAGGAAUCGUGCUCUCGCCAUCAACACUCUGCCCUAGUCCACCGAGUUCAAGGAACUUUGUGCGUCAAGGUUGCUGCUGUCUACGAAGAUCAAGCUACCAAACAGAAGUAUCUUCGGACUGCGAUUGAAUCUGCUAGAAAGGCUGUGGAACUGUGUCCCACCUCGAUUGAGUUUGGGCAUUUUUAUGCCAACUUGCUUUACGAGGCUGCCAACGAUGGGAGAGAGUAUGAUGAGGUCGUGCAAGAGUGCCACCGUGCUCUCUCCAUUGAAAAUCCGAUUGAUCCUGCUAAAGGGAGUCUGCAGGAUGAGACUCAGCUGAAGAUAUUGACACCUGAGGCUCGUAUUGCACAUGUCCAGGAUGAGCUCAGGUCUCUGGUACAAAAAUCUAACAUUGGUUCAUUGUCCACUUGGAUGAGUAACCUGGGAAAAGGUGAUGAGAAGUUUCGGUUGAUCCCCAUUAGGAGAAUGGCCGAGGAUCCUAUUGAGAGUAACUUGAUUCAGACCAGGAGGCCGAAUGAGAUUAAAAAAGCUACCAAGAGUCUUGAAGAGAUAAGGAAGGAGGUUGAAGUGAGGGUAGCUGCAGCUAGGUUGAUACAGCAGAAAUCAGAGUCUUUAGCAGCGGAGAAUGUUGGAACUGUUGACAACAAGGGAUCCGAUGCAACACUAGGCGCCGGGCCAAGAAGCGGUGAGAGGAGAAAGCAUGGAAAUGCAAGGAAAAACGGCUCCACAGCAGAUAGAAGGGAUCGGGUUAGGUCAUACUGGGAUUCUAUGAGCAAAGAAAUGAAGAAAGAAUUGCUUCGAGUAAAGGUUAGCGAUCUUAAGAGUCACUUUAGUGCUUCAAAGGAUGAGGAUGCAAAUGAGAUUAUAAGUGAGGCACUGUCGUUUUGUGAGGGCAGUAAGACUUGGAGGUUCUGGCUUUGCUGCCAGUGCAGUGAGAUGUUCAUGGAUUCUGAGGCUCAUAUGCAGCAUAUUGUGCAGGUGCACAUGGGUAAUGUUGUACCUAAGAUGCAAAUGGUUCUGCCUCAGAGUGUUGACACUGAGAGGAUUGAUAUGCUUUUUAGUUCCCCAUGGAAACCGAUGGAUCUCUCUGCUGCGGUUAAAUUGCUUCGCAGCCAGCAGAAAAUCCAAAAUUUUGAGUUUAAUGAGUUCCACUCUGGCGACAAUAUCGAAGAUGGUGACGACUGCUUCAAGGAUGCAUGGAAUGAUACUUCACCAGAGCAAGAAAGCCUUGAAGAUGCUUGCAACGGUUGUGGUGAGAAUGAUUCUGAAGAGGGUAAGCUGUCGAUCGCAUUUCCUCCUCCUGAUGGAUGGCCAUUAUCUGAUGAUCCUGAACGUGCAAAGCUCCUUGAAAAAAUCCGUGCAGCCUUUGAGCUACUUAUCAAACACAAAUAUUUAGCUGCCAGCCAUCAUGAUAAGGUGAUACAAUUUACUGUUGAUGAACUCCAGAAUCUACCCGCUGUGUCACAAUUCGUAAAUCGUAGCUCGAACCAGUCACCCAUAUGCAUCUGCUUUCUGGGAGCUUCCCAACUCAGGAAAAUUCUCAAAUUCCUGCAGGACUUGUCUCAGGCCUGUGGUUUGAGUCGAUAUUCUGAACAAAGUAACCCCAAUGAUGAAAUUAAUCUUGGCGACCUUGGCCGUGAAGUUACAGAGGAGAUUCUUUUUGAUGCUGAAGAUUCCUGUCUUCUUCUGGAUGAAAAAUUGCUUCUCACGGAGUUCAUCCAAGAGAAAUUUAUGGGCUCACUAUUGCAUAAUGUAGUUAUAGCAAGUUCUGGAGAUAUUACUAAUGGCAAUAAUGUGUCUUCUGGUGCGGAUGGAUUUCUUUCAUGGAUCUUCAGAGGACCCUCUAGUGAGGAACAAAUUGUGUCAUGGAUGCGCACAAAGGAAGAGAAAUCAAACCAAGGGAUGGAGAUCAUGCAGAUUCUUGAAAAGGAGUUCAGUCACUUGCAGAACUUGUGCGAGAGAAAAUGCGAACACUUAAGCUACGAGGGAGCACUGCAAACUGUUGAGGAGCUUUGCCUUGAAGAGUGCCGGAAGAGGGAAAUUUCAGCAGAGUUUACCCAUGAAAGCUAUGAAACUGUGCUGAGGAAACGAAGAGAAGAGCUAAAUGAGAGUGACCAUGAGUUGAUGUUUAUCAGUAGUAGGUUUGAGUUAGAUGCUAUAACAAACAUUCUGAAAGAUGCAGAAACUCUUAACCAGAAUCAAUUUGGAUAUGAAGAAUCAUAUGGCUGCACGAGCUCUCAGCUACGUGAUAUGGAAUCUGGUGAAGCUGAUGAAUGGGGGAUGAAGGAUUCCUUACAUGAGGCUGACAGUUUCAUAGAGAUUGCGAUCCAGAAACAAAAAGAGCAGUUGUCUGCAGAGCUUAGCAGAAUCGAUGCGCAAAUGAUGCGAAUUGUCACUGGGAUGCAGCAGUUAGAGCUAAGGCUUGGACCAGUUUCCUCCAAUGAUUAUCAGAUAGUAUUGUUGCCGUUGGUGAAGUCCUACAUGCGGGCACAUUUGGAGGCAUUGGCAGAGAAAGAUGCCACUGAGAAGUCUGAUGCUGCAAGAGACGCAUUACUGGUUGAGCUCGCUCUUGAUUCUAAGAAGGAGUCUCGAGGGAGAAAUGACAAUUCAAAACACACACUGGAAAAGUCCAAGGACAAGAAAAAGGUUAAAGACACUAGGAAACUGAAGGAUAUGAAGGGUACUAUUGGAAAUGACCAUCGCUCCAAUGUUGACUCAAUUGAACGCAGCCUCCUUCAGGUUGCAUCAUUUGGUGACCAUUCAGAGGCUGAAGUUGUUUCUGAAGCUGUUGAAGCUUUAAAAGAACAGGAAGAGGAACACAGACGCCAAAUAGAGCUAGAGGAGGAGGAGAGAAAACUUGAAAUUACUCUGGAGUACCAGAGAAAAAUUGAGGAUGAAGCCAAGGAGAAGCACAUUGCAGAACAACAAAAGAAUUAUAGCUCUUCAGUUCCCAUGAAUGUUGCAAAGGCAGUGUAUAAUGUUUGCACAGAUAAUGUAGUUGAUGAUUUAGAUUUACAAGAACAUGAAAAAUCCAUAAAUAAGGUGAAAAGGAAUGGACGACUUGAUUCCUUGGAAGGAGCCAGAGUGAAUACAAAUGGUGUUUUCCAGUCAACAAAUCAUUGUGCAAUAUCUGAUACUGCAAAGAUGCAGGAUUUAAAUUCCCGAAAAGCAGUGCCUAACGGUACAGCUAUGCAAGCUGGUGUUUUCCAAUCUGACCAACGCACUGGGAGGAGAAGUAGACGCCAAAAAGCUUCAAACAAGUUAGUUGAUGGAAAAUAUCAGGUCACAUCUUCUGAAACCGAGAAAAGUAAAUCUAAGUGGUCAGGCAUCGACGGUGAGAGACAACCUGAAACACUACUUAGCAAUGGUGAUGUGGGAACAAAGACAUUAAGACAAUUACAAGCUGAAGACGAUGAAGAAGAAAGGUUUCAAGCUGACCUUAAAAAGGCAGUGCUUCAAAGCCUUGCCCUUAAUAGGAAGCAUCUGACACCAGAACAUUUUGUUUACCCAGACGCGUACCAAGGAGGUAGAAAUUUGUCGACACCUCUGGAAGUAAACAAUAAUGGGGGUUUAUCUUCUGUCACAAUGGAGUCUUUGGGCUCAACCGGAGAUGUCAUAUUUGGCACAGGUCUUCAAAAUGAAGUUGGCGAAUACAAUUGCUUUUUGAAUGUUAUCAUACAGUCACUAUGGAAUCUGGAGCUGUUUCGAACUGAGUUCUUACGGAGUUCAACAUUAGAGCACCAUCACGUGGGAAAUCCUUGUGCUGUCUGCUCUUUGUAUGAAAUUUUUACUGCCUUAAGUGCUGCUUCAAGUGAAUUACGAAAAGAACCUGUGGCUCCCUCAUCUCUUAGGAUUGCUUUGAGUAACUUGUAUCCAGAUAGCAGUUUCUUUCAAGAGGCUCAGAUGAACGAUGCUUCAGAAGUAUUGGCUGUAAUCUUUGACUGCCUUCAUCGCUCGUUUGCUCAAAGCUCAAGCAUGUCUGACACAGAAUCUGCUGAGAGCAACAGUACGGGUUCAUGGGACUGUGCCAAUCGUACAUGUAUUGCCCAUUCUCUGUUUGGAAUGGAUAUUUUUGAGCAACUGAACUGCUACAGCUGUGGGCUGGAGUCCAGGCAUAUGAAGUACACUUCCUUUUUCCAUAACAUCAACGCUAGUGCCCUACGCACGAUGAAGGUUACAUACCCUGAGAAUUCAUUUGACGAACUUCUAAAUCAUGUCGAGGUGAACCAUCAACUAGCUUGUGAUCCCGAAGCUGGUGGGUGUGGGAAACCCAACCAUAUCCACCAUAUUCUGACCACUCCACCAAAUGUUUUUACAACAGUUUUAGGGUGGCAAAACACAUGUGAGACUGUCGAAGACAUAGCAGAUACUCUUGCAGCCUUGAAUACCGAGAUAGACAUCAGCAUCAUGUACCGUGGUCUGGACCCUAAGAGCACAUAUAGCUUAGUUUCCGUGGUUUGUUAUUAUGGACAACAUUAUCAUUGUUUUGCAUAUAGUCAUGAGCACGAUCAGUGGAUCAUGUAUGAUGACAAAAAUGUGAAGGUGAUCGGUAGCUGGAGUGAUGUUCUUUCUAUGUGUAAAAGAGGACACUUGCAACCACAGGUUCUCCUCUACGAGAAGCGUUAAAUCAAAAAGAAGCAAAAGAAAAACAAACAAAGUAGAGUUCUGUUGCUACAGUUUAGGAGAUCCGGCAAGUACAUACUACAAAAGAAGUAAGUAUGUUUUUUUUUGACAAUCAGAAUGAAAACUACUAGAGGAAAGAAGAAUGCAAUUUGCUCGUCCCAGUGGUUCUAACAUCUUAGAGGAUGGGGAAGAAGAUUUUGUCUUAAGAUACCUCAUGUAGUUUUCUCGGUUAGAUCCUUGUCGCAUUAAGGAUUUGAUUAUAUGUCCAUAUUAUUAUAUAUAGCCUUCGAUUUCGUCGGUCA